Molecule: messenger RNA, 3181 nt
Organism: Myripristis murdjan (pinecone soldierfish)
Lineage: Eukaryota; Metazoa; Chordata; Actinopteri; Holocentriformes; Holocentridae
Product: soluble guanylate cyclase 88E-like
Exons: 18
Coding region: 1-2304 (767 amino acids)
Biological process (GO): response to oxygen levels; nitric oxide-cGMP-mediated signaling; cGMP biosynthetic process
Cellular component (GO): guanylate cyclase complex, soluble
Molecular function (GO): guanylate cyclase activity; heme binding
Source: RefSeq, a predicted model, not a curated record
AUGUAUGGGCUGCUGUGCGAGAGCCUUCACGACUUCAUCAAGGAGUCGUACGGAGAUGACGUGUGGAAACUAGUCAGAGAGAGAGCUGAUGUCAGAUUGCACUCUUUUGUCACCCAUCAGGUGUACAGUGAGAGUGUGAUUCCCCGAAUUGCAAAAGCAGCCAGUGGAGUGACAGGUACACCCUACAAUGAGCUGAUGAACUCCUGGGGUGUGUACUUCCUGGGCUUCGUGGGGAAGUAUGGCUAUGACAGGAUCCUGAAGGUGUUGGGUCGUCAUGUCCGUGACUUUGUCAAUGGGCUGGACAACCUUCAUGAGUACCUUCGCUUCAGCUACCCCAAGGUCCAGCCCCCAACCUUCUUCUGCCAGGAGGAGUCUGCCACCGGUGUCACCCUCCACUACAGGAGUAAGCGUAAGGGCUACCUGCACUAUGCAAUGGGUCAGCUGCGGCAGAUGGGGAAGCAGUUCUAUGACACAGACAUCCAUGUGGAGGUGCUGUCUGAGCAGCUGGUGGGAGACUACUCCCAUGUCACCAUGAGGCUGAACUUUGACAACUCAGCCUACCGCUACAUCAUGAAGGAGGAUGAGGAAGAGCAGGAGAUUCUGCCCAUCACCUCAGACUUUUUCUUUGAGGUCUUCCCUUUCAACAUCGUCUUCAGACAGGACAUGGUGGUGCACAAUGUAGGUUCAGGCCUGGCUACGGUCUUCCCUGACCUGGAUGGCAAGAAGAUCAAUGAUGCCUUCCUGCUGGCUCGCCCCCUAGUGGAGUUCACCUGGAACAUGAUAAUCUCGCACCCCAACAACCUGUUUGAGAUCAUGUCCAAGGAGCCUGUGAAGAGAGAGAGGAAUCUCCACAACCGAGUCCAGAACUCUGACUAUGAGAACGCCAACCGCUCUGCUGACGUAGAUGUGGAGCUCAUGGCCUUCCAGUCCAUUAUUGGAGAUGAUUACAAAGAUGGUAAUAGUGCUAACGCUAUGGAAAGCUGGGGCGAUGGCAGCCGCUGUCUGAAACUAAAAGGACAAAUGAGAUACAUGCCCGAGUGGGAGUCCAUCAUCUUCCUCGGCACCCCUGUCAUGGAGAGUCUGAGUGCUAUGUUUAAGACAGGCCUGUACAUCAAUGACCUGAGUAUGCACGACUCCAGCAGAGAUUUGGUGCUGGCAGGCACACAGCAGUCAGAGGAGCUGAAGAGAGCUCUCAUACAGGAGCAAAAGAAAUCCAGUAAGCUAGAGGAGAGCAUGAAGAUGCUGGACUAUGAGAUGAAGAAGACUGAUGACCUUCUGUACAGGAUGAUCCCCAAGCCUGUGGCCAAGAGGCUGCGCAAAGGAGAGCCUGCUGUGAAUACCUGCGAGGUGUUCCCUGAUGUGACCAUCCUCUUCAGUGAUGUGGUGGGAUUCACCCGCAUUUGCAGCCACAUCACUCCCAUGCAGGUGGUGUCCAUGCUCAACACGAUGUACACCCUCUUUGACACGCUCAGCGAGAAGCACCGCGUCUUCAAGGUUGAGACCAUCGGAGAUGCCUACAUGGUGGUGGCUGGGGCUCCGGAAAAAACCAAGUACCAUGCCCAUAACAUCUGCGACAUGGCUCUGGACAUGGUGCGCUCCAUAGACCACCUCAAAGACCCCUCCAACGGCAACAACAUCCAGAUUCGUGUUGGGAUCCACUCUGGCAUGGUGGUGGCGGGCGUGGUGGGCCACAAGAUGCCCCGGUACGGUCUCCACGGCGACACGGUCCACACUGCAUCUGCCAUGGAGAGCAACGGCAAGGAGAUGCACAUCCAGCUCAGCAGCGCCACCUACGAGCACCUGAAAGGAAGUCACUUUAUUUUUGAAAGGAGGGGCACCAUCACCAUUAAGGGGAAUGUGGAGAUUGAAACCUACUGGCUGAAGGGCAAGAGAGAUAAGGAUGGGAACGCCCAGGCGGCGUGUCCCCAGUUUGAGACCCAGACCAUCAGCAAAGCCAUCAGCAAGGCCACCAUUUCGGCCCCCGAGGCCACAGGGGACGAAGAUGGGCUGGUCUUCCCACUGGUAGCGGGGGAGGAUGAGGAUGAUGUCAAGUCAGUUCGCUCCCAUCGUAUCAAGAUGGAGAUCUCAGGCCACUCUCUGGAGGAGUCGAUGGAGGAGUGCCGGGUGGAGGAGAUGUCUGUUCACAAGUCCCACUACAAAGAUGCUCUGCAGGACGGGCUUCAGGAUCCUCACCUGGAACUGGACUCACCCGAUUUCCAUGGCAGAGACUCCAUGAUGGAGUCGCCCUGCGGCUCCUCUGACUCCCACUGUUCUGAAAAGAGUGCCAUGUGCUCCGUGUCAUGAGCCCACACAUGUUCAUGACACAUGUCCAGAUGCUAGCUGACGCUUUAGGCGAAUAAAAAUUUAUAUUACUGUUUCUAAAGCUCUUUCACCCAAAGCACUGACCUCCAGGCCAAAUAAUAGAUAGGAAUGCUAUUUUUGCUAUCACUGUGCCUUUUGGUUUUUCUAACAUGACUUUUGAUCAGGCUCUUGUGUGAUAAUCCCAGUACAAUGAUUGUGCCUGAUCCUGCGUUAUUUGUGAAUGGACUAGCCUGACAUGCUUGAAGUUUGCAAUAGCCUUGAAUAGUAUAGAGUUUAAUAUCUCUCUGUUCACAGCAAUACAUUUUAUACCACAGAAUCAUUAGAGCUUAUUUAACUGAGAGACUGUAAAGAUCUACACCAUGCCACUGUUUAUAUAAUUUUAUACCCAUCAGUGUUAAUUUAGCACUUCUGAUAGGUUUCAACAGCCACCCCAAAGCCAUAUUAUCUCUGUGAGUGAGCAAACAGCUCUCCAAUCAACUCCAAAUAAUUAUCGCUGAAAAGUCAACACUGAUUAACACCAGGGAAUUUGCUGUGUAUUAAAUCAAAGUUGUACCAACUUGUGUGAAACCUUUGAUUACCAAAAAGUGUUCAGUGUCGUGCGGUUCGGCCGGACAUGCUCUCCUUCCCUCCAUAGCCUCUCUGGAUUGUAAUUACCUGCACUGUUUAUUCUGCUGCACCUUGUAGACUUGAUAUCUUGCUUUCUUUGUUGCGAGGAAACCGCUGCAAAUCUCUCCUCUCUCCCCUCUUCCUCUCAGAUCCCCUCCUGCUCUUGUCGCUCUCCUUCUUCUUGCGUGGCUGAAUCCAUUGUUCUAUAUCAGUCUUGUCAAACACCCAGCCACUGCACAAUGUGUGUGCUUGU